AUGUACCAGAAUCCAGUCUUCUCUACCUUGUGGAAAAAUGACUUUCGUAUCACAAAGGAGACAUUUGAUUACAUUUGCCAGUUGGUUGGACCAGACCUUUCAAGGCAAAAUACUUGCUUCUGAAAGGCUGUUGCUUUGAACAAGUGCGUGGCAAUUGCGUUAUGGAGAAUGGGAACCGGCAAUUCGUAUAGAACGACGGGAAUAACAUUCGGACAAGGAAAAUCUACUGUAAUAAAGAUAUGUGAAAACUUUAUGGAAGCCUUAAUACGCCACAAAGACGAUUUUAUACGGUUCCCAGAUGAUCCGCUGGAUGUUACACUGGCUAUGAGGAGGAGUGAAAGUUUAGCUGGAUUUCCAAAUGUUGUUGGAGCAAUGGAUAUCUCAUAUCGCCAUAAAAGCACCCCAUGUUAAUCAUGAAGAUUAUUUUAACAGAAAGCAAAACUAUUCAAUUAAUUUGCAAGGAGUAGUCGAUGCAACUGGUAAAUUUAUAGAUGUCAGCACAGGAUGGCCAGUAGUAUUCACGAUGCCAGAGUAUUGAGACUUAGUACACUGUACCAAAAAACAAUCUUAUUUUGACUGAGCCAGUGAAACGCAUUAAUGAAGUAACUGUGCGCCCCCUUCUGAUUGGUGAUUCUGCUUACCCCUUACUGCCCUGGCUGGUUAGUCCUUAUCCCCAUUCCCAUAACCUUAAUCGAAAUCAGGCCAAGAAAGGGCCUUUGGAAAACUGAAGUGUCGUUGGAGGUGCCUAUUAAAGCUACUUGAAGAAAAGACACCUAAAGUUCCACAUACUAUUCUGACCUGU
Messenger RNA from Pocillopora meandrina, 802 nucleotides. NCBI's taxonomy places the organism in Eukaryota, Metazoa, Cnidaria, Anthozoa, Scleractinia, Pocilloporidae. The record is from the annotation of a GenBank genome assembly.